Molecule: messenger RNA, 1053 nt
Organism: Artibeus jamaicensis (Jamaican fruit-eating bat)
Lineage: Eukaryota; Metazoa; Chordata; Mammalia; Chiroptera; Phyllostomidae
Product: carbonyl reductase [NADPH] 2-like
Exons: 8
Coding region: 16-753 (245 amino acids)
Biological process (GO): glucose metabolic process; xylulose metabolic process
Molecular function (GO): L-xylulose reductase (NADPH) activity; carbonyl reductase (NADPH) activity
Source: RefSeq, a predicted model, not a curated record
GCUGGGGUCAGCACCAUGCAGCUCAAUUUCAGCAACCUUAGGGCCCUGGUGACAGGAGCAGGGCAAGGGAUUGGACGCCACACUGCCAAGGCCCUGCACGCUUCAGGGGCCAGGGUGGUGGCCCUGAGCCGCACCGGUGCCAACCUGGUCAGCCUCUCUGAGGAGUGUCCUGGGAUAGAGACUGUGUGUGUGGACCUGGGUGACUGGGAGGCCACGGAGCAGGCGCUGGGCGGCGUGGGCCCCGUGGACCUGCUGGUGAACAAUGCCGCUGUGGCGUUGCCACAGCCCUUCCUGGAGGUCACCAAGGAGGCCUUCGACAGGUCUUUCAGCGUGAACCUGCGGUCUGUGUUCCAGGUGUCCCGGAUGGUGGCCCUUGGCAUGAUCGAUCGCAGAGUGCCUGGCUCCAUUGUCAAUAUCUCCAGCAUAACAGCCUACGUCACCUUUCCCAACGUGGCUGUCUACAGCUCCACCAAGGGUGCGAUGACCAUGCUGACCAAAACUAUGGCCUUGGAGCUGGGGCCACACAAGAUCCGGGUGAACUCCGUGAACCCUACCGUUGUGCUGACAACGGCCAUGAGCAAACAAUGCUUGAGCAACCCCGAGUUCCUCCGGAAGAUUAAGGAGCGGCACCCGAUGAAGAGGUUUGCAGAGAUGGAGGACGUGGUCAACAGCAUCCUGUUCCUGCUCAGCGACCGCAGCGCCUCCACCAGCGGCUCCAGCCUGCUAGUGGACGCCGGGUACCUGACUUCUUAGAGCAGCCUGGUAGUGCGGACUGCCCCGCGGUCCUCCGCUCCUCCCCGCCCGGCCUCCCCCCGUGGCCCCGCCCCCGCCCACGAGGCCACGCCCCUGGCCACAUUUUUUAUCAGCAGCUGCGUCUCCUCGGCCCCGCCUCCCAACCUCUACUCCACCGCCCCGCUUCUGGCCAUGCUCCUCCGCCUGCCCUACCUGGCUGCCCCGACACUCCUCCCUUGUUGCCCUCCACCACAGACUGUGACCUCGGCUGUACUGGGGUCGACUCGCCUAAAUAAAUAAACGGAGGCCAUGUUCCCGGAA